AUGUAUUGCGGUUUAAAUAAACGUGUUCUUAAAAGCAUUAAAUUGUGUCGAUACAAAAUUUUAUGGUUUGUUCUCAUAUAUUUUCUACUUUUUAUUGCUGCAAUAUUAAACGUGGCAUCAAACCAUAAAAGCAUUCAACAAAACUUAGCUCAUAAAACUCUUUCAUAUGAGCUCGAUGAUGGAAUUACUGACGAAGCAAAAAAGUAUAUUGAAGAAUUGGGUUUGAAAAAUCCUGGAGAAAAUGGUGAAGCAGUCAUUAUUCCAGAAACAGCAUCUGAUGAAAUCAAAAGGCUUAUGAAUGAUAGUUUUGAAGAAAAAGCUUUCAACGCAUUCAUUUCAAACAUGGUGAGCCUUAACCGGAAUAUUCCAGAUUGGAGGAAUGACAUAUGCAAAAAUAAAAUUUACCAUAAAAAUCUUCCCAAAUGUUCUGUUAUGAUUACGGUUCACAAUGAAGAUUGGAUGUUGUUGAUGAGAACUAUUCAUUCUGUGUUACUUCGGUCACCAUCUGAAUUGCUUGAAGAAAUUCUAAUCAUUGACGAUGCUUCAGUAAAAGAAUGGCUUCACAAACAACUUGAUGAUUUUGUCAGUAAACAAUCAAAAGUGAGACUUAUACGAUCUCCUAAGCGUCUAGGGAUAAUAAAUGCUCGUAAUCUUGGGUCUAGUAAUGCUAUUGGUCCAAUUAUUAUCAACCUUGACUCUCAUGUUGAAGUAUCUCCUGGCUGGCUCGAACCGCUUUUAGAUCGUUUCGUUGAUGACAACAAGAAAUUUGUAGGUGCAAGAAUUUCUGGUAUCACUAGAGAAACACUGGCUCUAAAAUUUAAAGACGAUUUGCCAUACUAUGUUGGUGGCGUUCAAUGGGAUUUAAGCUUCUCGUGGGAAACUUUCGAACCUCUCAAAACUGCAACACUUAUUGGACCAACUCACGCUAUUUCAAAGGACUUCUUUAUGGAGCUCGGGAUGUAUGAUCCAGAAUAUGGAACUUGGGGUGGAGAAGAUAUGGAGUUGAGCAUAAAAGUCUGGCUUUGUGGUGGAACAGUUGAACAAAUUCCAUGUUCACGUACUGCACAUAUGUAUAAAAAACAUAAAUACACACAUCCGGAUAAAGAUUAUAGAUGGAACACAAAUCGAAUUGCUGAAAUCUGGCUUGAUGAAUACAAACGUUUUUACUAUCGUGCGAUACAAAACUCUCAUCACGAUUUUGGAAAUAUUACAGAAAGAAUUGAAAUCAAAAAUAAAAAUAAAUGCAAACCGUUCAAAUGGUUUCUUGAUAAUGUUUAUAAUAUUCGAAUACCUGAUGAUAUCAAAGAUCCAUAA
Clunio marinus is the source of this 1314-nucleotide messenger RNA. Lineage: Eukaryota; Metazoa; Arthropoda; Insecta; Diptera; Chironomidae. The record is from the annotation of a GenBank genome assembly.